This is a messenger RNA of Lottia gigantea (owl limpet), 939 nucleotides long. RefSeq lists its product as hypothetical. The transcript is spliced from 2 exons. Lineage: Eukaryota; Metazoa; Mollusca; Gastropoda; Lottiidae. Bases 1 to 939 code for a protein of 312 amino acids. The record is from RefSeq and is a predicted model, not a curated record.
AUGGAAGGUCUGUCACUACUAAACGUCACUUAUGAUGAGGAAGAUUAUUACACGCAUGAAGAUUCAAACUACCCUGAGAAAAUCAGUACGAUAUUGGUGGAUGUCAUUGUGUACUCGAUUACUGCUAUUGGUGCCAUCUUUAACUUAGGAUCCUUUAUUACAAUACUGGUAACAAAGAAAAUGACAAGUUCACCGAAAUAUAUCAUCAUAAUGAAUAUGAACAUUGUAUUUCUGGUGAUGGGUUUGUUUGUUAUAACUGGUGAACACAGAACAGCCGAGAAUGGUAACUGCAGUCUGUAUUAUCAUGCAGUCCUUUUUGAGUACCUAGCUGUAGGUUCCAUCUUGUCUUUGAGUGUGCUUUUGAAUAUUGAUUAUAUCAUGAGAAUUGUCAAAAACAAAUUUUACGAAACCAACAAGAAGUAUGUUCUGUUUGCUGUUUUACUGUUGUUGGUAUACGUUAUUAAUGCUUUACUUAUUGUUCCUUAUUACAUUGAAAAGUAUUCGAUUCAAGAACGUGAAGUUGGGUAUGCCCGCACAAAGAAAUUUUGUGCAGUGGUAUUUCCAAGUGUGCACGAUUUGAUGAUUUUGACGUUACUUUGCUCAGUUCCUCAAUCUAUUUUUGUCAUCAUCACAUUAAUCUUGUCAAUCAUCGUAUUUUCGGGAUACAAGAAAUCCCAGAUUAACACCCCUACCCCCACUGAGUUCAUUGUCAUUGAUAUUAUAUUACUGCUUUUCUGUAUCAUUCCACCUGUAGCUUCUCUGUUGAACAACAGUUCGUCACUGUAUGUAUUCCUGAUUGUAUGGGUUCUACCUUUUUUCAUGACAAUUAUUGUACCAUUGCUUUGGCUCAUUGAUAAUGAAUAUCGCCAGGCCGUCAAGGAUUUAUUGUGUUGUCGAUGUCGUAAAAAUAAAGAUGCCGAUUCUUAUGAAAUGAUGUAA